GGAAACGUCUCCUGUGUGAACCGUUGAGGCUGUUAGAUCGUCCUGGGGUCCCGUUCACAGCUGACUUGUCUCCUCUGUUGUCCCUGCUCUGCAAAGCUAAAAGACUUUGAAGAUGAGGAUGUGGAUCGUCUUCCUCCUGUGCCUGGCUGGCCACGCCAUGGCUGCUCCUACUGAGGAGGUGCCCAUCUUGGAAGAGCUGGUAACUGAGGAGCCAGUUGUUGAGGAGCCCGAGGUGGGGGCCAACCCGGUGCAGAUUGAGAUCGGAGAGUUCGAUGAGGCCAUCGAGAUUGUUGAAGAAGAAGAAGUUCUUACUGAGAAUCCCUGCCUGAACCACCACUGCAAGAAGGGCAAAGUGUGUGAGGUCGACGAGAGCAACCUCCCCAUGUGUGUGUGCCAGGACCCCUCCACCUGCCCGGCUGCCGAGGGAGAGUUCGAGCACGUUUGCGGCACCGACAACAAGACCUUCGACACCUCCUGCCACUUCUUCGCCACCAAGUGCGCCCUGGAGGGAACCAAGAAGGGCCACAAGCUGCACCUGGACUACAUCGGACCCUGCAAAUACAUCGAGCCCUGCAUGGACUCCGAGCUGAGCGAGUUCCCCCUCCGUAUGAGGGACUGGCUGAAGAACGUCCUGGUGACUCUGUACGAGCGCGACGAGGACAACAACCUGCUCAACGAGAAGCAGAAGCUCAGGGUGAAGAAGAUCUUUGAGAAUGAGAAGAGGCUGCAGGCUGGCGAGCACUCUCUGGACCUGCUGGCUCACGACUUCGAGAAGAACUACAACAUGUACAUCUUCCCCGUCCACUGGCAGUUCGGCCAGCUGGACCAGCACCCCGUCGACGGGUACCUGACCCACACAGAGCUCUCCCCCCUGCGCGCCCCUCUCAUUCCCAUGGAGCAUUGCACCAGCCGCUUCUUCGAGCAGUGCGACGCCGACAACGACAAAUACAUCGCCCUGGAGGAGUGGGCCAACUGCUUCGGCAUCAAAGAGCAGGAUGUGGACAACGACCUCAUCGUCUAAGCUGCCAGCAGUCUGACUCCGAGUCGUUACUAACGGGACGAGGUGCUGAUCCCUAAGUUAAACAAAUAAAUCACAGUAACGGUGCUAAUUGCAAAUUCCUUUUUUUAUUUUGUUUUUAAAUAAUGACCUUUCCUGCAUAUACCACUAAAAAAAAAAAAAGAUUACAAACAGAGAAAUGUGCACAGUCUGUACUAACCAUCUUUGAAUUCUCUUGUUUGUUGAACAAAACACCCAGUAAAGAAAACUAAAGACCUCUGAUGUAAAUGUAUGUUGUUGACAAUAGUAUAUAUGUGUUAUGGAUUAUGGAUUUGUUCAGGGCUUCAAUUUGAGAUCAAUUUGAGACAAAACUGUAAAGUCAAAAAAAUAAAGUUUCUAAAUAAAUGCUCCCUCUGCUUGCUUUCUACACAA
Messenger RNA from Anarrhichthys ocellatus (wolf-eel), 1429 nucleotides. RefSeq names its product secreted protein, acidic, cysteine-rich (osteonectin) (gene sparc). The transcript has 10 exons. Lineage: Eukaryota; Metazoa; Chordata; Actinopteri; Perciformes; Anarhichadidae. Gene Ontology annotation, biological process: anatomical structure development. The record is from RefSeq and is a predicted model, not a curated record. Gene Ontology annotation, molecular function: protein binding; collagen binding; calcium ion binding. The coding region runs from base 113 to 1021 and encodes 302 amino acids.